AUGAGUGCGGCUUCUGACCGUUCAGACGGCAGGGCCAAUGAGCAGCGAGCAGCGGGCUGGGACGAAACGAACUCGCGCCGUUACGAAUUUGCCUACGUUGCCUCGGCGCUUGGGCCCAUCCGACGCAUCAGUCGCAAAGCGCUGCCGCCAAAGUGGUCCGCUUUUUUUCCCCUCCACGAUGGCUGCCUCUUUGUGUCGAUCGUAUCCGACGACGAUUGUACGCCGUACAUACCACGUAUUCCGUGCCCCUCGAUGGGGGACCUCCCGGAGGCUGCACAACUGCACGACUACACGACAGCGCAGCGCCAAACGGCCGGCCAACGAACCAGCCAUGCCAUGCCGGGCUGUCAUGCGAGGGAUGACCGGAGCUUCUUCGGUGCUUCGCUGGUCUGCCUCUCUCGCUCUACUGGAUGGGGUUUGGCUAGCUGGUUUGACCUCCCGCAGGGCUCGCCACCAGGCAGCCCGUACGGAGGAUCUCGUCGUCCUCGCUCCCAAUGGCCCCAAUUCACCUCACCAUGUCCCGCACAGAGCCCAGACGGGACCCGAACAUCAGAGCCCACUAUCACGGUGAGCCAGGUGCCACUGACGCAGAGCCAGAUCCCCUUUGUGGGGUCACAGACGAUCUUCUCAGUAGUUGGAAUGACUAUUGCCAAGCCCUGGCUCGCACGCCAAUCAUGCCGGGCUAGCGGGUUCCAUGCGGAGGUCGUUGUGAUUCGAACCCGAGCGCUUGACGCCGGUCGGAUGGGUCGUUCCACUGGCGGGCGGGUUUACCCACCCACUGGAGGAGGGCCCAGCCCGUCAGUCAGCAUCCGAUCGAUUGGUGUUCCCCGUUCGCGACGGUCUCAGUGGGUAGUGGUCGCUUGUGCGCUCACUCUAUAA
Penicillium canariense is the source of this 879-nucleotide messenger RNA. RefSeq lists its product as uncharacterized. The transcript is spliced from 2 exons. Lineage: Eukaryota; Fungi; Ascomycota; Eurotiomycetes; Eurotiales; Aspergillaceae. Bases 1 to 879 code for a protein of 292 amino acids. The record is from RefSeq and is a predicted model, not a curated record.